Messenger RNA from Schistosoma intercalatum, 1451 nucleotides. NCBI's taxonomy places the organism in Eukaryota, Metazoa, Platyhelminthes, Trematoda, Strigeidida, Schistosomatidae. The record is from the annotation of a GenBank genome assembly.
CCUAUUCUUAAGGACCAAGGACAGCAUCACAUUAUGAUUUACCAAUUUCUUUUCCUUUUUUAUUGUUAACAUACCUAGGUUCCUGCCUGGAGGAUUUGGUGAUCCCCUGCUACUAGACACGGAAGCCUGUUAAGCGAAAGCUUCUUCUAUUCCGUCCACAACCAUUUGAACCAUUUGAAUCCGCGGUAGUUACGAAAAUUUUUGAUUCCUGGGCGUAUAGCUAUUGUUUGCUAGAUAUGCGUUCUACACUGUUAUGUUUCAUUGUAUGUUUGUCUGGUUUUGUAGCGCUUGCUAGAAAAGAAAUCAAUGAACCUGCCACAGCUAACCCUAUUACUUUUAGUGUAGAUGGUUGCUUGCUAUUAUCAGCUAUCAUGAAGAUUCACAUAUCAAAAUCAGACGCUGUUAAGCAAUCAGAAUCAGUGUUUACAACCUACAUUAAUUCAACAAAUGCUAAAAGCAUCAACUCCAGCGGCGCAUGCAUCAAUUCCACUAGCAAAGAAUACAACCUCUUAAACUUGGGUUGGAAGCCGAAUGGUUCUGAGGGCAAUUGGAAUAUAUCAUUUAAUUUCUCUGAGACCCAUCCUGGUUAUUAUGGUUUAACUAAUGUAUACUUAUUGUACUGGCUGGAUAAAUCGGGUCCACGUAAUGCUUCCACGAAUAAAUCACUUUUUUCUUGUGCUAUUGGUACAUCGUUUAUUUGUCUAAGUGAACAAACCUAUGAAUUAAAAGAUAAAUCAUCAAAUUCAACAAAUGUACGACUUACAUUUAGUGAGUUUCAAGUUGAAGCCUUCAGAAAUAAUGAUGUUUCUAAUAAUACGUUUACUGGACCAACUUCCUCUUGUGCUGCCGAUUAUGUACCGACUAAAGUGAUUCCUAUUGUUGUCGGCGUUUUAUUGGUGGUUAUGAUAGCGGCUGCUUUAAUCGCUUUUAUUAUCAGUAGUCGACGCCGUCAAAUUGGUUAUGAAGAGAUAUAAUUUGUGAAAAUAAAGUCGGCCUAACAUACAGGUCUUAUAGCUAAUGAAUCAAACUCUCAGAUCUGAUAAUCUUAGCAUGAUUUAGCUAUUGUUAUGCUAUUUUUUCAUUUACAUUGCUUUUGAACCUAUUUCUCUAUUUCAUCAAUAAUUACUGCUUUUAUAUAUUAUUUAUGUAUACCAUUAAACCCUAAAAUUUUAUAUUUCAUUUUUGGUGCUCAUUUCAUUUUUUUACACGCAUUUCGGUCUUAUGUCUUGAUGGUGUUUUUUAGAUUCAGGUUGUUUUUCACUUGAUGAUUUACAAUAUAUUGUCAUUGUUCGUUCAGUAAAUUGUAUUUUGUAAUGUAAGUAGAGGAUAAUGUUAGUAUGCGUAGAGUGUGGUAUCAUAUUGUAUGAAUUCAAUUACAAUUUAAACAUGAUUAUAGAUACCUGCCUCAUUUUUUCAAUACACAUUGUAUGCAAAUUGAUUCACUAUUCUGU